Messenger RNA from Hermetia illucens (black soldier fly), 937 nucleotides. It is a transcript of the gene PIG-X, whose product is annotated as phosphatidylinositol-glycan biosynthesis class X protein. The record is from RefSeq and is a predicted model, not a curated record. Gene Ontology annotation, cellular component: endoplasmic reticulum membrane. Gene Ontology annotation, biological process: GPI anchor biosynthetic process. Lineage: Eukaryota; Metazoa; Arthropoda; Insecta; Diptera; Stratiomyidae. The coding region runs from base 166 to 915 and encodes 249 amino acids. The transcript has a single exon.
AUUGAGAGUAUAUUGCUUCUUGUUGGUUUAGAAUACUAAGAUUUACAGCUUAAAAUAGGAUGCAAUUCGGUUAAUUAGUUUCGCUAGGAUUUCUUUUGGCAUUCCAAUCUGUUGUUUGUAAAUAUGGUCGCUGUCAAAGUGCCGGGUGUGUGAUUUCCUUUGAAAAUGCGGUUCAACUUAUUCUUCUCAACGUUCACGCUCUCGUUGCUAGUAAAGUUCACCACUGGAGAUGAGUUAGAAGGUCCUUACAAAACCACAACCAAUGAAAAGAACCAAAUAACGACAAUUAAACAUUCCCGCCCGAAGCUCAGUGUUGAGUUACAAAAGGAAGGAUUCCACAAAACAUUAGUCUACAGCUUGUCUUCCCCAAGCUCUAUAGAAGGAUGCGGCUUCACAUUGGAGCAAAAACUGCCUGCUGCAGUUUACGUGGAUACUGAUGAGCUGUUGGAUCUAGUUUCCCGUCGAGGCUACAACCUAACCUACCCACAUUUCGUGGAUAUUGAAAAAUCAACAGAGAAAUCAUCAGGAUUCACUGUCCUUUUGCAUUCCGAAAGCCAAGUGUAUCAAGCUUCGAUUCCAAUUCACUUUCGGUAUCACAGUGCAGUAGAUGGAGGUGGGUUCGUGGAAGUUGAAAUAAAACCUCCAGCCCUUUACGUGAAUUGCCCUAACGCGGAGCCCAUUGGAGAGGAAAAGUGUUUCAAGGAAGCUGAAGCGUUGAUACACAAAUGCAACUGGAUCCAAGAAGAGGAUAUAGAUUUCGAUGGUAAAUUGAUUGCUGUGAGAAUACCCAGGGGUGAUAAAUCGAUCAGCUCCUUAGUGACCUCCAUUACGAUUGUUAUUAGUUGGGUUGGGUGUGUUGUGAUCCUUGUCAGUAUUUCGCGGAAAACGAAGAAUAUGAAUAAGAAAUCGAAAUAGAUUUUACUUUUCUAUCUAAAAA